CACAGCAGGCCACAUCGCCAUGGAGAGAGGGGUUUCCUCAUUCCCCCUUGGCCCCAUAGUGAGCCUCUCUCUGCCCAGUUGCAUCACUCUCCUGGUUUCACUCCAGAUUCACCAGCUGAUGGCAGCCCAGUUCAGAGUGACUGGACCAGCCCAGCCCAUCAUCGUCUCUGUGGGAGAAGCUGCUGUCCUCCCCUGCUGCCUCUCCCCCCAUAUGAACGCUGAGGACAUGGAGGUGCGGUGGUUCCGGUCCUGGUUCUCUCCCUACGUGCACUUGUACCAACAUACGGAUCAGUAUGCACAGCAGAUGCCUGAAUAUCAAAGGAGGACUUGGCUCAUAAAGGAUGACAUCACCAGCGGGAGCAUCUUCCUGAUAAUAUGCAGUGUCCGACCUUCUGACCACGGGCAGUACAAGUGCUCUUUCCAGUCUGGUAGCUCCUAUGAAGAAGCUCUGUUGGACCUGCAGGUGACAGCUAUGGGCUCUGGCCCCCACAUCUCUGCUGAUGGCUACCAGGAUGGAGGGAUACAGGUUGGGUGUCGAUCAGCUGGAUGGUACCCAGAGCCCAAGGCUCACUGGAGAGAUCGCCGUGGGCAGCUUUUACCAACAACCUUUGAGGAAAUCUCCACGGAUACCGACGGACUGUUUCACACAGAGAUUUCUAUUAUUAUCAUGGAAGAGUCUAACCAGAAAGUGACCUGUUUUGUCAGAAACCCACUCCUCAACCAGGAGAAAACAGCAACAGUUGAUAUUGCAGAUCACUUUUUCACACGGGUCUCCCCCACAGUGGUGGCACUGGCUGUGAUCCUGGGGAUCCUGGUGUCUGUCAUUGUCGUGGGCGGUUUCUGCCUCUGGCGGCUGCUCUGUGCAAAAGGAGCCCUGCAGUCUGAACUGGAGAGGGAGAAAAAGAGGCACCUCAUAGAAAAAGGAACUUUGCAAUCGAAGACAGAAAGUGGGAAAGCAGCCCUGCAGUGUGAACUGGAGAUUGAGAAAGAGCGGGAAUGCAUGAGAGAUCAAAAAGAGGCAGGUCUUCACUAUACUUCCUUACCGUUCAAAGCCCUUGCACAACCGAUCACCAAUUUCAUGUAGUCCGGAGUUUUCCUGCCAUCGUGCAACACCAGGAACCCCGGCAGGGAGACAGGGGAGAAGGCGGUUCUGCCCCUCACCCAGCCUAGACCCCUGUCGGCCCACUGCCAUCACUGCUGGAGAGUCCUGGACACCCCUGUGCCCUUUCUGCUCUGCCUGGGGUGUCACUACAUUCCUCCUUCCAGACACUCUGAUCCCAGAAGCAAUUCAGUCUGAAUCACGGUGAUUAGCUUGUGGGAGAAGCAGAUUGAACAGGACAGUUUCAAGGGAGUUGAGAUGCUGAAGCCAGUGAUCACACCCAGCGUUAAGAAGGUGACCCUAGGAAAGAACAAUGGUCACAGGCCAUGACUCAGUUUCCCUGCUCCCUACUGAACUGGACAAGGACCUUAUCUCAGCAAAAUGGGCGGGAAUACAGAAAUUUGCACCUGAACUGUAUAUACCCCCCACACAAAGGCAGAAGUGGGGGAGACUGGGAAUUGCCUCAAAUCAUGAGAACAGACUCUCAGGGUCCUGAGACCUUGCCACCCACUUGUGAGUAUAUCUGCAUGUUCUCUACUGUACAUAGUUGCUCUUUCUAAUGUUGCCUGAGUGAUAAUAUCCCAAUAAACUGGUCUAUAGCUUGGAGGAA
Messenger RNA from Alligator sinensis (Chinese alligator), 1709 nucleotides. Its product is annotated as butyrophilin subfamily 3 member A2-like. Gene Ontology annotation, molecular function: signaling receptor binding. Gene Ontology annotation, cellular component: external side of plasma membrane. The record is from RefSeq and is a predicted model, not a curated record. Lineage: Eukaryota; Metazoa; Chordata; Crocodylia; Alligatoridae. Gene Ontology annotation, biological process: regulation of cytokine production; T cell receptor signaling pathway.